CUUGUCACCACUAGUCUUGUCACUCACUCAGCAUUACCGCCUGUCCAUUAACCCACUUCCCCCUCUCUCUCCCCAGUCCCCACUCCUUUCCCUUCAACCCUCACCGCCCUCAGCCUCUACCCGCCGCCGUCUUCACCUCCGGCAACAGUGAGAAACUAAAAACAAGGGCAAAAAGCCAUGAGAACCAGCAACCAUUUGAUAGGUCUGAUGAACUUCUUGACCUUCCUGGCGUCAAUCCCGAUACUGGGCGGCGGGAUAUGGCUGAGCAGCAGAGCAAACAGUACGGACUGCAUAAAGUUUCUGCAGUGGCCCAUCAUAGUCAUAGGGGUGGCCAUCAUGGUGGUUUCCCUCGCCGGCUUCGCCGGCGCCUGCUACAGAAACACCUUCCUCAUGUACCUUUAUCUCUGGGCUAUGUUCUUCAUCAUAGCCGCCCUUAUUGGCUUCGUCAUCUUCGCCUAUGCCGUCACGGAUAAGGGGUCGGGUCGACCCGUCAUGAACCGGGCUUACAUGGAGUAUUAUCUCCAGGAUUACUCCGGGUGGCUGGAGGAGAGGGUCACCACUCAGAGCUACUGGUCAAAGAUCGGUUCUUGCGUCAGGGACUCCCAUGUCUGUGGGAAGACGAGAAGGUUCGUUAAUGGCGCCCCUGAAACCGCAGAUAUGUUUUACCGCAGACACCUUAGUCCUAUUGAGUCGGGAUGUUGCAAACCCCCCACGGCAUGUAACUAUGUUUACAUGAACGAGACGUUAUGGAGCACAGACGGGGGAUUACCGGCAGCUGACCAGGACUGUGUUCGAUGGAGCAACGAUCAACAGCUACUCUGUUACAACUGCAACUCUUGCAAAGCGGGUGUACUGGGCAGCCUGAAAAAGAGCUGGAGGAAGGUGUCUGUGAUCAACAUUGUCGUCCUAAUCUUCCUGGUAAUAAUGUAUGUCGUGGCCUGUGCAGCGUUUAGGCACAACAAGCGCAUGGACAACGACGAGUCUUAUGGCGAAACCAGGAUGGAGAAGGAACACCCUAGCAGGAUACAGUUUUAAGAGUUUGCUCAAAAUGUGUGGGAUUAUUAUUAUGUAUUUGCUUAUUCAACUCUUUUUAGAUGAAAGCUAUGUCUAUAUGCCUUAUCCUUCUUCU
Messenger RNA from Ipomoea nil (Japanese morning glory), 1129 nucleotides. RefSeq names its product tetraspanin-3-like. Lineage: Eukaryota; Viridiplantae; Streptophyta; Magnoliopsida; Solanales; Convolvulaceae. The coding region runs from base 178 to 1035 and encodes 285 amino acids. Gene Ontology annotation, biological process: auxin-activated signaling pathway. The record is from RefSeq and is a predicted model, not a curated record. The transcript has 2 exons. Gene Ontology annotation, cellular component: plasma membrane; plasmodesma.